Messenger RNA from Octodon degus (degu), 417 nucleotides. RefSeq names its product olfactory receptor 5-like. Gene Ontology annotation, cellular component: membrane. The transcript has a single exon. The record is from RefSeq and is a predicted model, not a curated record. The annotation marks the transcript as partial. Gene Ontology annotation, molecular function: olfactory receptor activity. Gene Ontology annotation, biological process: G protein-coupled receptor signaling pathway. Lineage: Eukaryota; Metazoa; Chordata; Mammalia; Rodentia; Octodontidae.
CCCAAUGUCCUCAACCACUUCUUCUGCGACGUCUCCCCACUGCUCAACCUGUCCUGCACCCAUGUGGCCCUCACAGAGCUGGUGGACUUCAUCUCCGCCAUCGUCAUCUUCUGUGGCACACUCCUGGUGGCCUUAGCCUCCUACUCGGCCAUCACCAUGGCUGUUCUCCGCAUGCCCUCAGUGGCCGCCCGGCGCAAAGCCUUCUCCACCUGCGCGUCCCACCUGGUGGUGGUGGGCAUCUUCUACUCAGCGGCUCUCUUCAUCUACUGCCGGCCCAGCCGCAUCGAGUCCAUGGACCUCAACAAAGUGCUGUCAGUCAUCUACACGGUGGCCACGCCCCUGUGCAACCCGGUCAUCUACUGCCUGCGGAACAGCGAGGUCCAUGCUGCACUGCGGAAGACGCUGCGCUGGCCCUGA